GGCGGCCUUAGGGGUCUGGUGCUUUUUCGUGGGGUGGAUCAUCAACCCUGAGGAAAGGGAGGGUGGGGGAGCUCGGUGUCGGAAUCAAUCAAUGGGGCUCAGUGGGUGUGCGAUGGGCGAGAGGGGAGAAGGAGGGCGAGUCUGUGGGGCUGGUAGAGAGCAGCGCUUGAGGGUGACAGCCGCUUGGACUGUAGGCUCAGCGUGGUGGUUGGGUGACCAUUGCCCGCUUUUGGAUUUCAAAAGGACGGUAGAGUGCCCCUAAACACGAAGCUUUGUUUUGAGAAACACCUGCUGCUUUUCCCUGAGGAGGAAAAACUUGGAGAAGUGGGACUCUCCAGUCUGUAGCCACCAUGUCUGGGAUUGGGAAUAAACGAGUGGCUGCAGAAUCCAGCCCCUCUGGGCCUCCAGAGAAGAAGGCGGGAGUUGAGGACUCGGGGACCACUGUGGAGACCAUUAAGCUUGGUGGUGUCUCCUCAACGGAAGAACUGGACAUUCGCACCCUGCAGACCAAGAACCGAAAGCUGGCAGAGAUGCUGGACCAGCGGCAGGCAAUUGAGGAUGAGCUGCGAGAGCACAUUGAGAAGCUGGAGCGGAGGCAGGCCACCGAUGACGCCUCACUGCUGAUUGUCAAUCGCUACUGGAGCCAGUUUGAUGAGAACAUCCGCAUCAUUUUGAAACGCUAUGACUUGGACCAAGGCCUUGGGGACCUCUUGUCGGAGCGUAAAGCCCUGGUGGUGCCAGAACCAGAACCAGACUCGGACAGCAACCAGGAGCGUAAAGACGAGAGGGAGCGAGGGGAGCGGUUUGAACCUGCAUUUUCCUUCCUGGCUACCCUGGCCAGCAGCACCAGUGAGGAGAUGGAAUCGCAGUUGCAGGAACGUGUGGAGUCUUCCCGCCGUGCGGUCACUCAGAUUGUAACCAUGUAUGACAAACUGCAGGAGAGAGUGGAUGUACUGUCCCAGAAGCUGAACAGCGGAGACGUCUCUCUGAUGGAGGAGGCUGUUCAGGAGUUGAAUUCUUAUCUUGGUAGUGAGAACAGGAGGCUGCAGGAACUUGCCGACUUGCUGCAGGAAAAGCAUCGCACCAUGUCUCAAGAGUUUUCCAAACUGCAAGGGAAAGUCGAGACAGCGGAGUCCCGCGUUUCUGUGCUGGAGACUAUGAUUGAUGACCUGCAAUGGGACAUCGACAAAAUUCGCAAGCGGGAACAGCGGCUCAACCGGCAUCUGGCAGACGUCCUAGAACGAGUAAAUUCUAAAGGAUACAAAGUUUAUGGAGCAGGAAGCAGUCUAUAUGGGGGCACAAUCACUAUCAACUCUCGCAAGUUUGAAGAGAUGAACGCAGAACUUGAGGAGAACAAGGAGCUUGCUCAAAACCGCUUGAGUGAACUGGAGAAGCUGCGUCAGGAUCUCGAGGAAGUGACAACACAGAACGACAAGUUAAAGGUGGAUCUGAGACGGGCAGUGGAGGAGGUGGUGAAGGAGACCCCAGAAUACCGCUGCAUGCAGUCCCAGUUCUCGGUCCUGUAUAACGAGAGCCUUCAGCUGAAAUCGCAUUUGGAUGAAGCCCGCACUCUGCUUCACGGCACCCGCAGCACCCACCAGCGCCAGGUGGAGCUCAUUGAGCGGGAUGAAGUCAGCCUCCACAAGAAAUUGCGCACCGAGGUGAUUCAGCUGGAGGACACCCUGGCUCAGGUCCGCAAGGAAUAUGAAAUGCUGCGAAUUGAGUUUGAGCAAACGCUUGCAGCCAACGAACAAGCAGGCCCCAUCAAUCGGGAGAUGCGCCACCUCAUCAGCAGCCUCCAGAACCACAACCAUCAGCUGAAAGGAGAGGUGUUGCGCUAUAAGCGGAAACUGAGGGAGGCCCAGUCUGACUUGAGCAAGACCCGUUCCCGCAGUGGCAGUGCCCUCCUUCACUCCCAGUCAAGCACUGAGGACACCAAAGAAGAACCCCUGGAGCUUAAACAGGAGCCUGAUGAUGUAGCCUCUAAGGCUCCCCCCGAGGACCUCUCUGAAACCAAGGCCAAACGGGAUGAAGAGGAGAGGGAGCGUGAGAGGCGGGAAAAGGAGAGAGAACGGGAGAAGGAGAAGGAGAAAGAGAAGGAGAGAGAACGGGAGAAGGAGAAAGAGAAAGAAAGGGAGCGGGAGAAGCAGAAGCAGAAGGAGUCAGAGAAGGAAAGGGAAUCUACCAAGGAGAAGGACAAAGGAAAGCACGAUGAUGGAAGGAAAAAGGAAGCCGAACUGAUCAAGCAGUUGAAGGCUGAUCUUAAGAAAGCCCAAGAAAGCCAGAAGGAAAUGAAGUUGUUGUUAGAUAUGUACCGCUCUGCCCCCAAAGAGCAGAGGGACAAGGUGCAACUGAUGGCUGCUGAGAAGAAAGCAAAAGCUGAGUUGGAAGAGUUAAGGCAAAGAGUGAAGGAACUGGAGGACAAGGAGAAAAAAGAGAGUAAAAAGAUGGCCGAUGAGGAUGCCCUCCGUAAAAUCCGGGCUGUGGAAGAACAGAUAGAAUACUUGCAGAAGAAACUAGCCAUGGCUAAGCAGGAGGAGGAGGCGCUGCUCUCUGAAAUGGACGUGACAGGCCAGGCCUUUGAGGACAUGCAGGAGCAGAACAUUCGCCUGAUGCAGCAGCUGAGGGAGAAGGACGAUGCCAACUUCAAGCUCAUGUCGGAGCGCAUCAAAUCCAACCAGAUCCACAAGUUGCUGAAGGAAGAGAAGGAGGAGCUGGCGGACCAGGUUCUGACCCUGAAGACCCAGGUGGAUGCCCAGUUACAAGUUGUACGUAAACUAGAGGAGAAAGAGCACUUGCUACAGAGCAACAUUGGCACAGGAGAGAAGGAGUUGGGCUUGCGGACCCAGGCACUGGAGAUGAACAAGCGCAAGGCCAUGGAUGCAGCUCAGCUGGCUGAUGACCUCCGGGCACAGCUGGAGCUUGCGCAGAAGAAGCUGCAUGACUUCCAGGAUGAGAUUGUGGAGAACAGUGUGACGAAGGAGAAGGAUAUGUUCAACUUCAAACGAGCCCAGGAAGAUAUCUCUAGGCUACGAAGGAAACUGGAGACCACCAAGAAACCUGACAUGGUACCCAACUGUGAUGAGAUCCUCAUGGAGGAGAUCAAAGAUUACAAGGCCCGUCUGACCUGCCCCUGCUGCAACAUGCGCAAGAAGGACGCUGUCCUCACCAAGUGCUUCCACGUCUUCUGCUUUGAGUGUGUGAAAACGCGCUACGACACCCGGCAGCGCAAGUGUCCCAAGUGCAACGCUGCUUUUGGGGCCAACGACUUCCAUCGGAUCUACAUUGGCUGAGCCGGGUCACGUUCCAGAGAGGCAUUGCUGCUGCCAAGCCCCCUCCUUGCCGAUCCUCAGCAGGCUGGACACCUGCUUCUCUCUGUUGGCUGCCGUUCCACACCCGCCCGCCCGCCCUCCCCCCCGCCCCCCACUUCUUUUUACAAGGCAGCUCUCCAUGGUUGAAGGAGUACAAUGUGGCUGUUUCCUGUACGCUCUCUUUUUCUCUUCAGUUUUCCUUUUUGACUCGUCUUUUCACACUGCCGGCCUCCAGCUCAGUGCUCAUCCAUUGCCCCCUGUUUAUUAAGGAUUAGCGUUGUGAAGAGAUGGCGUUCAGAGACACAGCAACCGCAACAACCUUAAACCGAAAAAUUGGCUUGGGGUAGUAUAAUGAGCCUCCUCGUGGUUUUGUUUUAAUUUCUCUCUCUCUCUCUCUCUCUCUCUCUCUCUCUCUCUCUCUCUCUCUCUGUUUUCUAAUAAAGCAGAGAGCUCUUCUUCCCAGUCAAGGUGUUUCCCUGUCUUGUGUCUGUCUGUACUGGCAAACCUCAACAGAGGCCUGCAAUAUUUGGAUGCUGCAAGCAGUUUUUCCCUUGUCGGGGCUGUUCAGUGUGGCUGUCAUACCCAUUACAGACUUACUGCAGGAACUUUGAGGCAUGUGAAAAGCAGUCAUUGGGAUGGAACCACCAGUGUGUUUCAAACUGAACUUGUUCUGCCCAUCUGAAAUGGAGUGACAGUUCAACGUACAAUUCAAUUCAAUGUACAAUGAAGUACAUUGUGGAGACUGAAGCCUUGGAGAAGAUGUUGCCUUCUCUCUGUCUCGGUGGAUUGUGUGCCUUGGUGUGCUCUGAAAGCGAAGAGAAACAUGGAAGAGAAUCCUUGAUUUGGUUCACACUUUGGCUCUAUCAGUAGGUCCUAUGUAUGAUGUGAACCUUGAGACUGCGCUCACCCAUACUACGGUGUGCACAGACUGGGGCCUCUGCACAUAAACAUGGAUUCAUGUGGGUCCUGUUUGCACCAUCUGUCUAUUCUUUUCUUGCUGCAUCAGAUGGAUUGUACAAGUGGGGCUUACUCGUGUAUGUAUUUACUUGUGGACACUUUAUGUGCAGGGGAGGGAACUAGCUUCUGUAUUGGGACCUAAAUGCAGGACUAAAGUGUGGACCAGAUUUUGGGUGACUAGCAUUCCAAUGAAGAGUUCCCUUUGCAUUAGGGAAAAUGGCAGAUCUUUCAAAUGCUUGGAUUGGUCUGCCCUUACUCUUCUAGAAAAGUCUCUCUUUUUGCUAUAAGAAUGUUUGAUUGGAAGUGCAUCUGCUUCAAUAAAAUCUGUGGUUCUGUA
Molecule: messenger RNA, 4605 nt
Organism: Hemicordylus capensis (graceful crag lizard)
Lineage: Eukaryota; Metazoa; Chordata; Lepidosauria; Squamata; Cordylidae
Gene: RNF20
Product: ring finger protein 20
Exons: 20
Coding region: 351-3293 (980 amino acids)
Cellular component (GO): nucleus; HULC complex
Molecular function (GO): ubiquitin protein ligase activity; metal ion binding
Source: RefSeq, a predicted model, not a curated record